AUGAAGUCGACUUUAAUGGUUGUAAUGGUAGCAAAUGGUCCAAGCCCUUUUUCGUUCUCCGCGAUUUCGAUUUUACCGCAAUCAUUUGAUGAGAACGACGUAUACAAUAGAGACGAAGUACUCUCCGCUGUUUUCGAGAAAUACUCCUUGCAGUCUGAGGCAGAGCAAAUGAUGCUCUUGGAACCACAUCCUCCUCAUUCUCAAAGUAAAUCACAAGCAGAGGCACAAUUUUGGAUACAUACCAAAGUUGAAAAUGUGGUGAGCGAAGUUGUUGAAGAGCAGAGUUAUUUUCUAUGUCAAGUCGUUACUACUGAAGAACUUGCAGCAUUUUUAUCAGAUAGUGUCCUUGAUGAUGUUACCAGGUAAAU
Molecule: messenger RNA, 368 nt
Organism: Strongylus vulgaris
Lineage: Eukaryota; Metazoa; Nematoda; Chromadorea; Rhabditida; Strongylidae
Source: the annotation of a GenBank genome assembly